This is a messenger RNA of Bursaphelenchus xylophilus (pine wood nematode), 3527 nucleotides long. NCBI's taxonomy places the organism in Eukaryota, Metazoa, Nematoda, Chromadorea, Rhabditida, Aphelenchoididae. The record is from the annotation of a GenBank genome assembly.
AUGACCGAACUGAAUACGUCUUCGUCGAACUCGGAUUCUGAAGUCGAAGGUGAGUUAUGGUGGGGAUAAUGGAUUUUUUGGGUGAGGAAAUUAUUUUUAUGACUAUUAGAGCCUCUGUGUAGCCAAUUUUUUUAAUUUAGAAGGGAUCUAUGCGAUUUGGUGUACAUUUACAACAAAAUAAAAAUUUUGGCUUUAUAAGGAAAGUGCUGGAAUUGCAACUCUCCAAUUUUCUUCAGAUUAUGUGCAAUUACCUUCUAUGGGUUACACAUCCAUCCCCGAAAGUUUCAGCUCCUACUUUGUAGAGGCAACCGAGAUAUUCAAGGUUUCUUGAGUGAUUACAAUAGAGGGUGUGCCGUCUUUGUGGCCCGAUUUGAAUUGGCUAUAACUUCUUUAUUCUUCGGCCAAAUUUGAAGAUUCUUUUUUUCCCUGAAUCCUCAUAACCUCUCAUUUUAUUUAAUAACUAUGAUCGAAAAAUAAAGAAGUUAAAUCCAAUUCAAAUCGGGCCACAAAGAUGGCACACCUGCAUUAUCAAUUAUACAAAAGCCAUCGUUUUUCCUUCUGAAAAUCGUAUUCAUUCUAUGGAAAAGCUAAUAGUGUCAUAAUGACAUUAGAAAGCUUCCAUUAUUAUCAGAUUUCACUCUAAAAUUAAUAAAAAAGACAGAACAAUAUGACUCCUUAUCAGUAAGCUAAUACAAUAAAAAAAGAGUCUGACGUUUGGUCGACAUCUUGAAACGUUAUACCUCAAGUUGUAUUUUGUCUGGCCUAAUUUCGGCCUACCGAAAGUGACCACCAGAGAUUGCCACGGCUCCGGAGCCGGCUCUUGGCUCCGGCUCUGAGCGGCUCCGGCUCCGAGCCGGGAGCCAGAGCCGGAGCCGGAAAUUUUGGGGUCGGCUCCGGCUCCCGAGCCCAAAGUCGGAGCCAGGCUUCCCAGCGGUCAGAAAAGUAAAAAUUUCGUGAUCUUGUUAAACCAAAUUGCUUGAAAAAACACUGCGGAGGAUGUGACUUGACUGCAGAAACGUUGGCUGUAUGAUCUCUGGCACUAAUAACUUUUAUUUUCGGAAAAAAUUUUUAAAAAAACAUUUUGCAUAGGAGCCGGGAUUCGGAGCCGGAGGCCUUUUUAAAUUUUGCACGGAGCCAAGAGCCGGAGCCGGAGCUGCAAAUUUGGCCUUGGCUCCGGCUCUGGGAGCAAAGAGCCGGAGCCGGAGCCAAAAUUUUGACCGUGGCAAUCUCUGGUGACCACCAAAUUUUACAUGCUUACCUUUAAAACUGCCAUAAAAUUAAAAAAAAAUUUGGCUCACGUUCUGAUUACUGCCAGAGAGCAAAAAUCAGAGUCGACCAAAGAGCAAACUCUUUGUCAUUAAUCUUUCGGACUUUGCUGUGAAAAGAAGGGAUCUUUGUGGAAAAAUUUUACGGCAGAUUUCUACGGACCUUAAUUUUUUCCAGUUCAAAAAUGAAAGAAAAAGUAUUCCAAUUUGGGGCAAAACCUUCGCGGCCUAUGCAAAAAGUGGGAUAAAAAUGUGGUAUUAUGCCUUGAGGACUUUUACUCAAAAUCGAACCAUCGCUUCAGGGUUACUCACCUAUAAAAGUCACCAAAUUAAUUUUUAGCCCCCUUCAAAGAUCCAUCCAGCAAUCCCGCCGAGCCUCAUAGAAUCGCAUUUUCCGACAUUUCCACGGCCGCUUUCAACAUCAGAGAUGGUAUUAUCUACACUCCGACUACUGUAGGAUAACUUUUUCGCUUACUUUUCGAUAUUUUUCAAUAUGAUUACGGCCAAUUUUUUCUUACAGAAAUCGCCGCAACUCUCCGCCUUGCUGGGAAUGGAAGUCUACAAUAAAAAAGAGUUUCUUCAAGUGACCGGUAGCUUCAAAGAGCGCGGAGCUCGCUAUGCGCUGCAUCGUUUAACUGCCGAAGAAAGAAAAGUCGGGGUUAUCGCGGCCAGCGCCGGAAACCACGCUCUGGCCUUGGCCUAUCACGGCCAACAAAUGGAUAUCCCAGUUACCGUAGUCAUGCCGACUUUUGCGCCUUUGAUGAAACUGUCGGCUUGUCGAUCUUUCGGUGCCAAUAUUGUUCUGCAUGGAAAGGAUAUCAGUGAAGCGAGAACUCAUGCGUUUGAGCUGAUAAAAACGUCGAAACAGAAGUACAUUAAUGGAUUUGAUUAUCCGGACGUGAUUGCUGGCCAAGGGACUAUUGGAUUGGAGAUUUUGGAACAGGUAGAGAAGAUAGAACGAGCAGAAUAGUGAUUCGAAAUACGCGUAAUGGCGUUGUGAAACACUAAUUCAAAGCCCCAAUAAAAUCAAGACUAAAAAGUUUUAAAGUAGGAUAUGAUGACUAAUAAUAAGUCUUCUUUUGCUCAAAACACUACACACCCUGAAACAUAAAGCUUAUGUACCAAUAAAAACGUUUUUUAGGUAAAAAACGUUGACGCUGUCAUUGUCCCAGUCGGCGGUGGCGGCCUAAUUGCUGGCAUUGCCUUGGCCAUCAAAACUUUGAAGCCAGAAGUUCAGGUUAUCGUAAGUAAAGCUAAAUUCUUCCAAGAUGCUUUCUCAGGGAGUAGAAUCCGAGUGCUGUGCCUCCUUCCACAAUGCAAUGCACGGUUCCCAUUUCAAAAUGAUGCCAGAAUCCAGUAUUGCGGAUGGUCUGGCGGUUCCAAAUGUCGGCGUCAACGCGGUCUACAUGGCGAGAGGAAUCGUUGAUGAGCUAAUUACUGUGUGCGAAGAGAGCAUCGCUUUGGCAAUCUUGAGAUUCUUGGAGUUGGAGAAAAGCGUGGUCGAAGGUGCUGGAGCGGUGGGCCUGGCUGCUAUGUUGAGUGGGAAAUUACCGCAUCUUAAAGGGAAACGGUAAAAUUUUGGCUGAUUUAUAUAAAGGGUUUCAAAGUCGUAAUGUAAAACAACUUGUAAGUUGAUGAUUGUAGGGUUGUCAACAUCAUGACUGGCGGCAAUAUCGAUUCUACGGUACUUGGCAGGACUAUUGAACGAGGGUUGGCUGUCGAUGGACGUUUGGUGAAAUUGGACGUUGUGGUGUCGGAUAGGCCUGGAGGUAAGCUGCUGUUAUCGAAAGAAGCGGUACCAGGGGCGUAGCUAGAUGGAGGUACCCCCCAGAAAAAAAUGCUAAUAGGGAACCAAGGUGUUUUUAUUCGGUUUUUUACUCGGAGACAAUCGAGUAAAAAAACUUGGACUAAAUCUUCAGUCAGCCUUCGAAAUCUUUCCCGAUUUAUCGACAACGAAGAAUUAUCAUCUUUCUAGGAAUCGCCGAGCUAACCAAUGUCAUCGCGCACACUGGUGCAUCAAUCAAAGACAUUUUCCACGAACGUGCGUGGCUGGCAGCCAAUGUCUUCGAAGUUCGAGUAAGAGUGGUGGUCGAAACUCGAGAAAGAGCGCACGCCGAGGAACUACAUUCAAUCUUGAAGGAGAAGUAUACUCAUGUAAGUCAAAGUUACCUCUUAUUUUACUUAUCGUCCAGAAGUUUUUCUGUAAUUUUUGCGUUUCAGGUUGUUCUCUACGACAAGAAACCUCAUUUCCUGACUAACUGA